AGUGUAUGAAGAGCAGUUUAUUGGUCAAGGAGUCAUGCAGUCACCCCAUUGUGUAAUCUCAUCACAAGAAGUGUUUGGAUCACUAAACUGAGAUCAAUAUCAAGGCUAAGAUGUGGAGCAUAGCUGCAUUGGUGUUAGUGCUGACAGGGUCUGCCUCUUGCUACAUCACGUGCCCUGGUGGGAAGGUCUGCUCUGAUCAAUCAACCUGUUGUUUGACUAAAGGAGGAUACGCCUGCUGUCCAGUUCCCAAUGCGGUGUGUUGCUCUGACAUGGCCCACUGUUGCCCGUCAGGCUUCAACUGCAAUGCCAUCACCCAGAAGUGUGAGAAAGGUGACCAUCCAUGGAGCAGUGUGCCCAUGCUGAACAAGGUGGCUGCAGAGGAACCAAGCUCUCCUGUCUCUGCUCCGCUCGAAUCUGACAGCAGCCCUGUCCAGAGCAAUGCAGUGGAGAGCUCCAUGGUCGGCAAGGUGCAAUGUGACAACUAUUAUGCUUGUCCCGAUGGCACCACCUGCUGCCACCACCCCACAGGCCUGUGGUUCUGCUGUCCGUACUCUCCUGGUAGGUGCUGUCUAGAUGGGUACCACUGCUGUCCCUAUGGCUAUGACUGUGACCCCACAUACACUAAGUGUGUGAGGUAUGGCAACCUGAGGUACCCUUUUGCUCCGAGGCAGGCCCCUUCAAUGAUCGAAGCCAUCAAGGUCUCCAAACUGGAAAACAAGGUCCACGAUCAGCAGGUCUCAUGGACAGCUCUAGUUCAGGCCGCUGACAGCACGCCACAGGCUGGAGUCACUCACUGUGACACUAAAUUCUAUUGUCCUUCUGCAUCCAGCUGCUGCAAGGGACCUAAUGGCAAAUGGGGAUGUUGCCCAUUCCCACUGGCGAAGUGUUGUGCGGAUGGCCUGCAUUGCUGUGAAUAUGGAUACACCUGUGACCCAAACUCAUACAAGUGCAGGAAAUGGUACUCUCAUAUUCCUUCAGGUCUGAAGGAUGAUGCUAAUCAGGAUUGACACAAUUUCAAAUGAUUUAUGAUCUUGUCCCUAUCCUGACAUUGGAUUGUACCCUUUUUGUGAUUGCAUUUUAAUUUAACCUUGCACUGAUGAAUACAAGAAUGUUGAAUCAUGUCACCCAAUCAUUAAAAUGUUUCCUUGUUGAGUA
Messenger RNA from Salvelinus sp. IW2-2015, 1155 nucleotides. RefSeq names its product progranulin. Bases 111 to 1007 code for a protein of 298 amino acids. NCBI's taxonomy places the organism in Eukaryota, Metazoa, Chordata, Actinopteri, Salmoniformes, Salmonidae. The transcript has 6 exons. The record is from RefSeq and is a predicted model, not a curated record. Gene Ontology annotation, cellular component: extracellular region.